Molecule: messenger RNA, 3082 nt
Organism: Cricetulus griseus (Chinese hamster)
Lineage: Eukaryota; Metazoa; Chordata; Mammalia; Rodentia; Cricetidae
Source: RefSeq, a predicted model, not a curated record
CUUUUCCCCUUUGUGGUUUUUCAGUCCCGCUGUUAGAGUUACAGCCCAUGACCCGAGGUGAUGAGAAGGUUUUUGUUACUGUAUGCUACUCAGCGAGGACAGGCAAAGGCCAUAGCAGAAGAAAUAAGUGAGCAGGCUGCAACCCAUGGGUUUUCUGCAGAUCUUCACUGUGUCAGUGAGUCGGAAAAGUAUGAUCUGAAAACUGAAUCUGCUCCUCUAGUAAUGGUUGUGUCCACCACGGGGACUGGAGAUCCGCCUGACACAGCCCUCAAGUUUGUUAAAGAAAUACACGACAAGACAUUACCAACAGACUUCUUUGCUCACCUGCGAUAUGGAUUAUUGGGUUUGGGUGACUCAGAAUACACAUACUUCUGCAAUGGAGGGAAAGUAAUUGAUAAACGACUCCAGGAGCUCGGAGCCCAGCACUUCUACGACACUGGACAUGCGGACGACUGUGUAGGUUUAGAGCUCGUUGUAGAGCCGUGGAUUGCUGGACUCUGGGCCGCCCUCACAAAACACUUUAAGUCGCUCAGAGGACAAGAUGGAAUGAGUGACACACUCCCACCGCCAUCAGAUGCCCCCUUGAACACUCCUGUGAAGCCGGAGUUGCUACACAUCCAGUCACAAGUUGAACUUCUGCGAUUAGAGGAUGUGGGAGAGAAGGAUUCUGAGGUGUGGGAGCACAAUGAAGCUAACAGGAGUCAGAGGAGAGAUUUGAUUGAAGACUUUGAGUCCUCGCUCGUCCGCUCAGUUCCCCCACUCUCACACACCUCUCUAAGUAUUCCCACUUUGCCGCCAGAAUAUUUGGAGGUCCAUCUUGAGGAGCCUCUUGGCCAGGAGCUGCUGUGCCCCAGCAUGUGCCCGAGGGCUGUUCUCUCCAGUUCCUCCUCACCUGGUGUCUGGAAAUACGGGCAGUUCCUAAAAAGGCAUUUUUGCGUGCCCUGGUGGAUUGUGCCAGCAGCACUGCUGAAAAGCGGAGGCUGCAAGAGCUAUGCAGUAAACAGGGGGCAGCUGAUUACAACCGCUUCAUCCGAGAUGCCAGCGUCUGCCUGCUGGACCUCCUCCUCGCCUUCCCGUCCUGUUGUCCUCCACUCAGCCUCCUGCUUGAGCACCUUCCCAAACUCCAGCCUCGACCAUACUCAUGUGCUAGCUCGAGCUUACUCCAUCCAGACAAGCUUCAUUUUGUGUUUAACAUCAUAGAAUGUCCAUCUAACACCACAGUGGCCACGCUGCGGAAGGGGGUGUGCACAGGCUGGUUGGCCACAUUGGUUGCCCCGUUUCUUCAGCCAAACACAGAAGCUUUGCACGCAGGCAGUCCUGAUGCCCUGGCUCCUAAGAUAUCCAUCUCUCCUCGAGCAACACAUUCUUUCCACUUACCAGAAGACCCUUCGGCCCCCAUCAUAAUGGUGGGUCCAGGAACUGGCGUAGCCCCCUUCAUUGGCUUCCUCCAGCACAGAGAGAAACUCCAAGAACAACACCCACAUGGAAAUUUUGGAGCCAUGUGGCUGUUUUUUGGCUGCAGACAUAAGGACAGAGACUAUUUGUUCAGAGAGGAGCUCAGGCGUUUCCUCAAGAUUGGGAUUUUGACUCAUCUGAAGGUCUCUUUCUCAAGAGAUGUCCCAGCGGAGGGGGAGGAGGCCCCAGCAAAGUAUGUGCAAGACAACCUGCAGCGUCACAGCCAGCAGGUGGCCAGGGUCCUCCUCCAGGAGAACGGCUACAUAUACGUGUGUGGAGAUGCCAAGAAUAUGGCUAAAGAUGUGAACGACGCCCUUGUAGACAUCAUAAGCAGAGAGGCUGGAGUUAACACACUAGAAGCCAUGAAAACACUGGCCACGUUGAAACAAGAGAGACGAUACCUUCAGGACAUUUGGUCAUAAACUUAAAACGCCAAAGGACAGCUUUACCAAAGCUGAGGUUAAAAUUGUUUGUACAUUUCUCAGAGAAGGUUGGGUGUGGAACAGACCACUUACAGGUCUGGUGCAGUCACAUAGUUGGUCCUCCACUUCUCAUCUGUGGCCCCACCCAGCGCUGCACUGUGUGGAGGUGGAGAGACAGCUCUCAUUGCACGUGCACCGUCCCCUCCCUCCCUCGCCCCACCCAGAGGACAGGUAGUCUAUGAAUUGCCUGAGCCUGUACACAUCAUGGAAAACUUGUGGGCAUGUUACCUUUCUAUGAAAUAUACAUGAAGAAUAUUUAUACCAGUAAUAUUUAAAUUAAUGGGUGUAAAGCAUACUUUCUGGAUGUUUACAUAAUUAUUUGAUUAUGGUUUAUUAUCAAAAUUAUAUUUCUGAUAAAAUAUUUUAAUUUUGAAAUAAUCCUUAUAAGGGUUUUAUACUACUAGAAAUAUAUUUUGAGAUAUAUUUGAAAUUCUACUCUGCCUUUUUCAUCAUGAUUAUUUGCAAAAUGUCACAAUCUGUAGCUUGGGGGCAUUUGCAUCCCCCAUACAGACACGUGUGCAUGUCAGUCAUGUUACACCCUGUCCUCAUGGACUCCUUUCAUCUCUGCUCCUCACAAACAGAGUUGGCUUCUUCCCCAAACUGACUUUAUUUCUGUGAACCACUCAGAUUGUAUCCUAGCCUUAAAAUACUCCAGCUAGAUUUUGGUUCUAAGUCCUCUGAAAGUUAUGGAAAUAAAGUAUGUUAAAGGUUCUGUACGAGUUAUGCAUGUUGUUGCUAGGAUAGAGACUUGAGGAGGGGUUCUCAGCUUACAGCUCUGGUGUGCAGUGCCCGGUGAUAGGGAGGUCAGGGUGGCAGAAGCCAGAGGCAGUACUCAUGUCACGACGUGCCCACAGUCAAGGAGAAGACUGACUGCCUAGCUAGCUUUCUCCUUUUCUACUUUCUGGAACCCCACCCAAGGCAUGGGUCUGCCAACCUUUAGUUGUGUCUUUCCACCACUGCCCAAUCCCAUGCCCAGAGAUGUGUCUCCAAGUGAUUCUAGAUCCUGUCAACUGACUCAGUGUAACUCUCAGGUAUAAUAACUUUCUCCAACCAGUGUAUUGUCUCAUUUAAUAGUUCAACAUUUAAAUCCAUACCUGGUAAAGUGCUCCUCGGUCAUUGUGAGAAUUAAAGAUCUGAGAAUGUAA